Cinara cedri is the source of this 4245-nucleotide messenger RNA. Lineage: Eukaryota; Metazoa; Arthropoda; Insecta; Hemiptera; Aphididae. The record is from the annotation of a GenBank genome assembly.
AGAACAAUCUAUGUGUACAUUUAGUUGUAAACAUUAUAUAUUGUGUGGGAUGUGUAUGUUGUUGCAAGUUAAUAUUAUUAUUAUAUAUAACAUCAAUCAAAUUUAAAACCUUUUUGUUGAAGAGCCUUUUUUGCUUCAUCUAUUUCCUGUGAAAUGCAAAUUUAUGUAUUAAACUACUAUUAUACUAUAACAAUAAUAGAAAAGUUGAACAUUAUAAUUACCGCAUAUAACUCUGUGGCAGCUAAUUGGCAGUCAUUGAAAGUUGCUACUCGGUACAAUACAAUUGCCAAUGAGACCACCUGAAUAUAUAAAUGUAUACAGUUAUUAUAUAAUAUGUAUAAUGUAAUUAUAAAUCCCUUGAUAUCACUUCCAUUAACAGUCUCCAGGUUAAUCUAAAACUAGAUUCUCUAGCAAUUUGUUGUAAAAUAUGUCCUUAUUCAAAUUGUUAAAUGGAACUAUAUCCUGUCCCCCACUGUUAGAACUUAUUUCAUGCCCAACAUUCCAUGUUGAAAUCCACUGCACUAGUUAUGGUUAGUUUAGUUUUUUUAAUUAGCUCUUUGCGAAGGCAACCUUUAAAAUUUAAUUUUUUUUUCAAUAGUUUAUCAGACCUUAAAUGCCACUACUCUAAUUUUUGAUUGUACAUAUAACUUUGAAUUGUUAAAUUACUUUAACCACAUAUACUCUACUACUUGUUACUAUACCACUUAUAUUAUUAUUAUUAUUAUCCUAUAUUAUUUAUUUCUGUUAGUGUUGAUUUGUAUUGCUGGGUAUCAGCGCUUAAUUGAUGGUAUUGGUUAUACUAGUGUAUUGUUUAUGCUUGUUAGCGUUAAAGAAUACUAGUAAAUGCCACGAGCAGGCUACCAUCAUCUCUCCCAGUUAUGAUUUAUAUUCGAUAUAUAUUGUGGCCUUAACUGUGUUGAUUUGUAUUCCAGCCAUACGAAAUAAAUAAAUAAAAUAUAUUUCUGUACUUGAGCCUAACAGGCGUUAAUUCAAUAAAAUAAAAUAAUUAUACAUAGUACUUACUCCAAAAACAAUUAUUGAAAUAAUUGGAAGAAAUUGAAUUAUCAAGUAGUAUUCUUUGGGAAUAUUGCUAUCAUAUUGAUGAAAUAGUAUACUUAACCAAAUUAUGCAUAAUGUAUUUAAACCGAUGACCCAUUGAGUAAGCUUUUUCAUUUUGUUACCAGAUGAUUAUUACUAUUCAUAUAAUUUAAUUUGGGAAAUAUGAUUAUUCUAUUUCAUUUAUUUAUUAGUAAUAACAUAAUAGUAAAUAGUAAUCCAUCAAAAACGAUGUGUCGGUCGUGUCGCUAUGUUCUAUAUGGUGAUAACUGUGAUAAGAAAAGAGUGAACACGUGUUGAUAAUGAUUGGUGCUCAACUUUGACAACUACUAUACAAUACAUAUUACAUGCGGCACUAUAUAUAUAGACGUAUAUAUUAUAUACGAUUGUACUAACUGCAGGUAUUGUAAAUUGAAAAUUUUCUCAUAAUCAAGUUUUUACAUGUGCAUUUUAAAUAGGAACCGUGAUAGCGGUUUUUUUUGUACAUGAACAAGAUCAUCUUCUAGGUUUUAUUUUGAUUAUGUUAUUUGAUCGUGUUUUUUUUUUUCAGAGAUGAUAUUCGAAGAUUUAAUUAAUUUUUUCAAAUAUGUAUUAGACCACAUUCUUUGUAGUCUCAAGCUGUGUGGCGAUUUAAACCAUAUAGAUGUGGAAAUUCUAUACCUGUCCAAAGAUUAUAUAAUUGUCAAUAAACCCGAGGACGUUUUUACAAACAAUCAUGGCAAAGACGUCAGUGACUUACCUUUUACCAUUCGAGUUGAAUAAUAUUUAUUUUAGACGAUUGUUAUUUUUAUGUAUCAUAGAGACCGUCUUUGGAUAUAUUGUUGGGAAAAAAAUAUCCGCAUUUGGUGAACAGCAAUUUGGAAUACGGGUUCUAUUUUGUCCAUCGCCUAGAUUAUGUAACGAGCGGCGUACUAUGCAUAGCACUGAACAAACAAGCGUGUGCCAUUGCUUCGACUGCCAUGCAAAAGAGAAUAUCUCGGAAAUAUUAUAUUGCAUUGCUCAGGGGACAUGUGUCUGCAGACAACAUGGAUUUAAUCAGUCCGAUUGGUAAAAUGGCCUGGUAACAGAUUGCAGAGUUUGGUCGGGCAAAUGUUUAGUUCGUAUAUGACAUGGCAUCCAAAAACUUGCAGACACAAGUAAGUUCUUACACGAGUCUAAAACGUAUUAAAUAUUAAAAUACUCUUACUUCAAAAAGGAAACGAAAUUAAAAAUCUUAAUAAACACCUCAAUAAUAUAGGUUUUGGGUACAGUUAUCUAUAUAACCAUGGUUAUAGAAUAUAUAGUAGGUUAUUCAAUUUAUCUGACAAUUUUAAUUCAAUUUUUGAAAGUUAAAGAAAUUAAAAAAAAAACAAAAGUCUAGAUAUUUUCUAUAAUACAUAAAUAUAUCAAUUAUAUCUCCUUUUAGUGUGUGGGUAUUAAUAUAUAUAUAUAUAUAUAUAUAUAUUUAAAUUUUAACAGAAUUCAACUUAAAUAAUUUGCAUAGAUUUGUGAGAACUUUCACUUGUUUAUCUAUACUCACUAUGUCUCGUGUAGGAGCUUACCAAUUUGUUGUUCCCUUCCUACUAAUCUCUUCACCUUUAAAUUAACUUUCAAAUGUACAACACUUAAUCAGGGAUUGCAAACCUAAAACAAAUAAAUGUUUUUUCAUGCCGACUUAAAAAGUGUUAAAUUGAUCAUAACAUUAAAUUUUAAAUUUCAAAAAAAUAUAUAUUUUUCAAAUAAUUCAGUAAUGAAUUCAGUGAUGAAUAACUUAUAUUUUUUACCAUCUUUUAGUAUAUAUCUAUUCUACAUAAAUUGUUUUACUUGUCAAUAGCUGACUAAGCUAACUUUAUUCUGAAUAAGUACGUGUAUCAUGUAUUUUUAAAUUAUUUAUACUUUAUUAUAGAUACCUAAUCAAAAUAAAUAACUGAUUCCAACUUACUUGAUUUACAGAUAACUACUAAAAAUAUUUGCCAUCCCUGUCCGACUGAAUUGCAUGAAGUCUAUUUGGUUACUUGCACUAUUAUCUACUGUACAACGGAUUGUUAAUAUUUGCAGGAUAUUGUUCGAGAGAACUUAACGGAAAUCAUAUAAUGUGUACAGCGGAUAAUGGUUGUUGCACUAGCCCGCGGUCAGCACACACGCGAUUAGCCGUACUGGAACGUGGUGUGUUCAUGUCAUAUCCUGCGACUAAAGUUCUUAUGCUUCUGGUUACUGGACGGCGUCACCAGAUACGAGUGCAUUGUUCGGCAAUCGGCCAUACUGUUAUUGGGGACUACACUUAUAGUGGCCGUAGAGACACGACACCAAGCAGAACGUUUUUACACUCUUACAGGUUGGAUUGAUCAGUUCAAAAAUUCAAAAACUAUAAGUUUGAAAUAUGUUGUGGCUACAUCUGAGUUCUGAUUAAUAAUGAAAUUGUUAUUAUCAGUUUUGACCAUUACAAAAUAAGAAACAUGUCUUAACUCUAUCCUCAAUAAUAAAAAAUCAAUUUAGAUGUAGCCACUGUUGGUUUUGAUGUUUUUUUAAUUUUUUCUUUUUCUAGAUUAGAACUGGGUUUUGGUGACAUAAAUUUGCAGACAAAUGACCCUUUUACGAAAAAUAAACUUAAUGGUCUCUGGACUCCAGUGGAAUUUGUCAACAAAUUAGGCGAAAAUUGUUUGGAUUUGUUUAACCAGCCAACAAUAUGCAGUUAAUCCUCUUAUGUUAAUUUUCUCAUAUUUUUUAAUUAAAUAUAUAAGGUAUUAAUUUUUUUUUUAAAUUUAAUAUGUUUAAUAAUGAGGUAUUUUAUGUUGAAGAUAAAUGGGACACCUUCAAUUUAAUAUCUAAUUUCUAACAAAAUUGUUGUAGAUAUAAUAGUGGCUAUACUCUUUCAAUCAUGUUAAAACUAAGCCUUUCUAGUCUUUGCUAUUCUAGUGGUGAAUCUACUAAAAUCUGCUGUCUACAUGUGAUAUAGAUUGAUUACCCCAUUCAGAAAUUGCAUUAGUUGUAAAAUAUUUGAUGGGCGAAUUUUAAACUGGGGGUAUAUUUUUUGGAUAUCAAUUGAUUCUGUCUUAAAAAAUAUUGAGUUUCAUCACAAUCAGACGAGUUUAUCUUCUGUUAUGACCAUAGGAUAAUCUAUCAAAAUAUCCUAAUUUAACAAUUUAAAAAAUGUUUUUAUAAACAAACUAGCAUUUUGAAACUUUGAUUUACAUAAAUAAUAUAAAGUAC